Molecule: messenger RNA, 529 nt
Organism: Gigantopelta aegis
Lineage: Eukaryota; Metazoa; Mollusca; Gastropoda; Neomphalida; Peltospiridae
Product: P2X purinoceptor 7-like
Exons: 4
Source: RefSeq, a predicted model, not a curated record
UUUGUUGACAGAGGCAAACAUCACCUUCUUUACCACCUCCAUCUCUAAAUUCUUCACCCAUCACUUCAUCAUUUGUGAGGGAGAAAAUCCAGAUCCUAUAGAGAGCAGUCAUGAAGAUACAGGUUCAGAAAUCAUAGAACCAUACAGUUUUGAGCCGAUUGCAAGUGGUGAAUACUCUUCAUCGCACUCUCCAGUGGAAUACGAAAGUAAAUUCUCCAGGCUUGACAAUACAGACUGGUGUCAAUGUGGACAAUGUGAAGUGAUGGCAACAGGCCGUGAAUGUGUGUGUUGCUGUGAAAUAGACAUUGUCAAAGACAAGAUGAAACAGAGUAGCAAUGAGGUACAUUGUAUCAUAGACCAUGAAGGACGUUACCGCUAUAUGACAUACUGCCAGCUAACCAGUUGGUGCUGGGGAUGGCUCGGGAAAAGAGUAAGAGUAAUUUUACCAAGUUGUGCAGUAAAGAAGAUUAGGAACACUUUUCCAUCUGAUUUUAGUAACUACACAGGUUUCAAAUAUCCACAUUUGUGA